Erinaceus europaeus (western European hedgehog) is the source of this 3608-nucleotide messenger RNA. It is a transcript of the gene SRSF12, whose product is annotated as serine and arginine rich splicing factor 12. The transcript is spliced from 3 exons. NCBI's taxonomy places the organism in Eukaryota, Metazoa, Chordata, Mammalia, Eulipotyphla, Erinaceidae. The record is from RefSeq and is a predicted model, not a curated record. Gene Ontology annotation, molecular function: RNA binding. Bases 466 to 966 code for a protein of 166 amino acids.
AGAGUCCUUAGGACUCCCGUGUCCCCGCGCCCCUUCACGGGAUUCCCUCAAAGCCAGGUCCCAGACCACCCCCGAUUCCGCCGGGACCCCAGACCCCGCGGCAUCCCGGGCCUAGACCCCCAGGCCUCGAGCCGCGAGCCGCCAGCGACGCCCCCGUGGACCCCGGGCCCCGACGCACGCCAGCUCCGCCCCCGCGCGGCCCUGCUCGCGCAGCGCCCCUCGGCGCCCGCCUCUGCGGCUGCGCGCUGGCGGGCCGGGGCCGGGGCCGGGGCCGAGGGGAGGGGGUCGUACCUGGGGCCGGCGGAGCUGCUGUGGCGGCAGCGGCGGCAUUCAGAGGCCGAGCGGGCCCGGCGGCGCGGGCAGAGCCAGACGGAACGGAGGCCGCGGUCAUGUCUCGCUACACGAGGCCCCCCAACACCUCCCUGUUCGUCAGGAACGUCGCGGACGCCACCAGCACCAGGCCAAAUGAAAUCAAAAGAACGUCACCCUUGUUCUCCAAGUGAACAUAGGAGAUCAAGAAGCCCCAGCCAGAGGAGAACUCGAAGUAGAAGUUCUUCAUGGGGAAGAAAUAGGAGACGGUCUGAUAGCCUUAAAGAGUCUCGGCACAGACGAUUUUCUUAUAGCCAGUCUAAAUCUCGUUCUAAAUCUCUACCACGGCGAUCUACCUCAGCAAGGCAAUCAAGAACACCAAGACGGAAUUCUGGUUCUAGAGGACGGUCAAGGUCCAAGUCUGUACAAAAAAGGUCCAAGUCAGUAGGAAAAUCACAAUCAAGUUCACCUCAAAAACAGACUGGCUCAGGAACAAAAUCAAGAUCACAUGGAAGACAUUCUGACUCUAUAGUAAGAUCCCCAUGUAAAUCUCCCAAAGGCUAUACCAAUUCUGAAAUGAAAGCACAAACAACAAAACAUUCUCAUUUUCGAUCACAUUCCAGAUCUCGGAGUUAUCGACAUAAAAACAGUUGGUGAACAGCAACAACAGAGCACUAUGUAGUCUUUAUUAUAAGUUAUUAAACUUCUCAUUAUGUUAAAAUAAAAGUUCUUUAAGGCUUAUAGAAAAUGUGAAUUGGUACUAGCUACUUUGGGAAUGUACAAAAAAUAAAAUUGUUCUAGCUUUGGAUUAAUAAAGACUUGGUCUCAGUUUUAAGGGUCCACACCACAAAUUAUGAUGUGUCAAAUGUAACAGUUGAUAUUUUUUGUCUACAUUGUGGCAGAAGGGUACUUUUAAAGGAAAUGGGUAAACUGGAACUAAUUUAGAAAAUCUUGAAUACUUGGAUAUUGUGUGAGAAAUAUGAAUACAUUUUACAAAAUUAUUUUUUACUUUAAGGCACUUUCAUGUAAAAAUAUAAUUAUGACUGUGUAAUUAUAUAGACUGAACUUAAACCACUUGACAACUUACAUCUUUUCUGUCUAAAUGUGGGCUAAUUUCUUGUUGGUACUAGCUCAUAGUACCAAAAUUUGACAUUCCUAAGGGUAGAAUUUACAUAGAAAUCAUGCAUUCAAGAGAUAGUCUCACCUGAGCUCAAAAAGGUUUUAUUUUUAUUGAAUGAAACCGUAUAUCAAUAAGCUUACAUUAGGUCGCAGUCUGUACCAUAUUCACUUCAGAAAUACCAAUAUCAGUAGAGAUUUUGAAUGAAUCUUAAUUCUUAAGAAAUUGUAUACAACACAAUCCAAAAAUACCCAUAUUAAGCCUUACACAUAUUUGAACAGUGGUACAUUUGUAUAAAAAUCAUUUUAUAACAUGAUUUCUACAUAUACCUACUUUUCAUCUACUGCUUAAUUUUUCCUCCUGAUACUUUAAAUUGCAUAGAAUACGUUGUUAUUUUUGAAAGAGUACCUUGUACUAAAAAACUCAAGACUGCAUUCACAAAACACUCUGCUUUAAUCAGAUUAAACAGCUCCCCCCUUUUUUAAAACCAAAUAUCUUGAUACUUACUGCCUUUGUAGUUAAAAGAAUUUCUUUUAAAACAUGUUUAUAGUUUGUUUUUCAGAGGAUUUUGGUAGUGUUUGUGGUAAAAUUUUAAACGAUUAUUACAGGGAAUAUAUUUAUAGAACCCAACUUGUGUACCUUGUUGAAUUAUAUUAAAAACGAAACAUUCUCAGCUCAUACAUCUGAUAUUUGUAUCUAGAGUGCUUAAGAGAAAACAAUCCUACAUUUUCUGUCAUACAGGAGUUAGUGUUGUUUCUACUUGUUUUUUAAUACAAAUUCCAUUUUUAUUUGCAUUUUAAUCCUAUAUCUAAAAGAACCUUACCAAAUAAUUUAUGUGCUGGUAAUAUUGGGACAAGUACCAUAAAUUCCUGUGUACUGUACUUUCUGGAUAGAUUUUUCUCUAACCAUAGCAAGACAUUUCAAAUAUACAACUGUUGCGUGUUCAGCUAUAAUAAGAAUUAGUUAUAGGGAGUUGGACGGUAGCGCAGUGGGUUAAGCACAGGUGGUGCAAAGUGCAAGGACCAGCAUAAGGAUCCUGGUUCAAGCCCCCAGCUCCCCACCUGCAAGGGAGUCACUUCACAAGUGGUGAAGCAGGUCUGCAGGUAUCUUUUUCUCUCUCUCCCCCUCUGUCUUCCCCUCAUCUCUCCAUUUCUCUCUGUUCUAUCCAACAACGAAGACAAGAAAACUAUAACAAUAAAACAAGGGCAACAAAAAGGGAAUAAAUAGUUAUAAUAUUAUGUAGCACUCUCAGAAAUUAAAAAAAUAGUCCAAAGAGAUAGCAAGUCAAAUUUUACUAACUAUAUUUUCUAGUACAUAUUUGGGUUUGCACACAGGUAUGCUGUCAUUCUAUAUACUAACUAGAAAUUGAUUGUAAUGCCCACUUAAUAUUAGUAAAAUGUUAGCAAGACACUUUCUGAACAAGUUUAAUCCUUUGAUUUGCCUCUGAUUUGAUUUCCCAUUGUAAUCCUUAGGAUAUGUAGGAGAAUUAUGUUUUAAUGGAAAAACAACAGUAAUUCAGACUCUUGAGCAUUUACUUAACACGGGGCACUGUUAAGUUUUAUGUUAUUAUCUGGAUGAUCAUGACAAGUUUAUAUUAGACACAGGUGACAUUCUGUGUGAGGAAAGUGAGAUGCAGAGAGGGUAAAUGACAGGUAUGGGGAGUGAAACCAUAUGACUUUGCUUCAUAUACCCAUAUUUUUUUUACAAAGAGAACGUGGGACCAGGGGGUGGCAUGCCUGGUAAAGCACAGGUUACAGUUCUCAAGGACCCUGGGUCAAGCUGCUGGAUCUCGCAUGCAGUGAGGAAGCUUCACAAUUGGUGAAGCAGCGCUACAUGUGUCUCUUUCCCCCUCUCAUCUCCUCCUUUACUCUCAAUUUCUCUGUAUCCAAAAGAAAUAAAAUUUUAAAAGCCUUUAACAGAUAAAUAAUAUUUUAGAGGAAAAGCAGAGAUAAUUAUUUUAGAGGAAAGGCAGAGAUAAAAUUAAGGAAAAAUUAUUAUAGGUCUUAAUGAAAAUGAGAUCUAUGGCUGAGUGGGAAUUGGUUGAUACUUGUGCUGGUACCCUCGAAAAUUUGUCUUCUAGUUAUAUCUGUAUUCUAGGGUUCACUUUUGUUAUUGAAUUAUAGAACCAGAUGAGAGGAAAUAAAGUAAGAUUGUCAGUAAAUAAAGCAAGUGUUUUAGGUAA